AGAGUCAAGGCGCCGAGGGGGACAGCACGCCGCCACCAGCCAGGGCCCCGGCCCCCCGCCCCGCACCUGAGUCCCGCCGGCCUCGAGCCGCGCUGCGCUGCCCAUGGCGCCCCCGCCCGGAGUCCCCCGGAGCCACCCCGACGCCUGAACCCCCGCAGCGCUCCCACCGACCCGCCCACCCAUCAGUCCACCAGGCACCCUCGCCCGCCGUUCUCCCGGGCUACCCGGCCAUGUCUCCCGCCUGGCUCCGGCCCCGACUGCGGUUCUGCCUGCUACUGUUGCUGCUGGCGGUGGUGGUGCCCGCGGCGCGGGGCUGCGGGCCGGGCCGGGUGGUGGGCAGCCGCCGGCGGCCGCCACGCAAACUUGUGCCGCUCGCUUACAAGCAAUUCAGCCCGAACGUGCCCGAGAAGACCCUGGGCGCCAGCGGGCGCUAUGAAGGCAAGAUCGCGCGCAGCUCGGAGCGCUUCAAGGAGCUCACCCCCAACUACAACCCAGACAUCAUCUUCAAGGACGAAGAGAACACGGGUGCAGACCGCCUCAUGACACAGCGCUGCAAGGACCGUCUGAACUCGCUGGCCAUAUCCGUCAUGAACCAGUGGCCCGGCGUGAAGCUGCGCGUGACCGAAGGCUGGGACGAAGACGGUCAUCACUCAGAGGAGUCCUUACAUUACGAGGGCCGCGCGGUGGACAUCACCACCUCGGACCGUGACCGCAACAAGUACGGACUGCUGGCGCGCCUGGCCGUGGAGGCCGGCUUCGACUGGGUGUAUUACGAGUCCAAGGCCCACGUGCAUUGCUCAGUCAAGUCCGAGCACUCUGCUGCUGCCAAGACCGGUGGCUGCUUCCCAGCUGGAGCCCACGUGCGCCUGGAGACUGGAGCUCGGGUGUCCCUGUCAGCUGUAAGGCCGGGAGACCGGGUGCUGGCCAUGGGGGAGGAUGGGAACCCCACCUUCAGUGAAGUGCUCAUUUUCCUGGACCGUGAGCCAAACCGGCUGAGGGCUUUCCAGGUCAUCGAGACCCAGGAUCCCCCGCGCCGCCUGGAGCUCACGCCUGCUCACCUGCUCUUCACCGCUGACAACCACACAGAGCCAGCAGCCCACUACCGGGCCACGUUUGCCAGCCAUGUACAGCCUGGCCAGUAUGUGCUGGUGGCAGGGGUGCCAGGCCUACAACCUGCCCAGGUAGUGGCUGUUUCCACGCAUGUGGCCCUUGGAGCCUACGCUCCACUCACAAGGCAUGGGACGUUGGUGGUAGAAGAUGUGGUCGCUUCCUGCUUUGCAGCUGUGGCUGACCACCACCUGGCUCAGUUGGCCUUCUGGCCCCUGCGACUGUUUCCCAGCUUGGCAUGGGGCAGCUGGACUCUGAGUGAGGGUGUACACUGGUACCCUCAGCUGCUCUACCGCCUAGGACGUCUCUUGCUAGAAGAGAGCAGUUUUCACCCACUGGGUAUGUCUGGGGCAGGAAGCUGAGAGGACUCCACCAUUGCCCUCCCAGAAUGGCUGUGCUGGAUCUAAAGGCUUUGCCAGGAGGCCUUGGACCCUGGAAAGCACUUGAGCUAAGGAUACUGGUUCCCAUCCUCUGCUCCAGAGUGGUGACACCUUAUUGAGACUUGACUGGGCAAUGCCAAGUUUCCCACCCCUACCUUGUUGUAGUGGUAGAGCUGCAAGCUGAACUGGUGAGGGGGUGGUGAGCUCUUAUUUUUCUUUCUUGAGCCAUCCAGACCCAGCCAGCUCUCACUGCGAUUUUUCAUGCCCUGCCCCCCGCCCCAUGGGGAUUGGGGCCCAAUCCAUCUGUCUUUGGAUUGCUUACUCUGGGUUUGUGACUUCACUGUUGGUAACAGAUCGCAAUAUGAAGAGAGUCUGCCCAUAGGCAGGCUUGCACCUCAGUUGAUGCUGCUAGAUUCCCUGGGAGCCAGCAGGGAGCUGGCUGGACUCUUUGCCUCCCAGACCUGAGAAGGCCAUAGCCAGUCUGGCCAUCCUGAGGCAUGACUUCCCCCUACUGGCCACACUCCUCCAGAUAUCCUGAAACUGUCAGUGGGCAGAGUUCUCUGUCCCAGCCAAUGUGACCACAGUGCCUGGGACUGGGGAAGAGGCCUGGAUGUCUUUGCCACCCCUGCCCAGGCUAAGCUCCCUCUUCUGCUGAACCAUGACCCUCCCCACCUCCUCCAUCAGCCUCCCCCACCUUAUUUAUUGGCAUGGAGUGGGAUGCCCAUGGGAGAAUUUUGGGAAUGUUUUGGUCUUUCCUUCCUUUUGUAAUAAAAUUAUUUAAGUUGUUAGAGUUUCGAGUCCAGGAUGCUGAGAAGAGACUAUACGCAGCGGUGUGGAGUCAUGGGCAGGUGGGUCUAGAGCUUGCCUCCCUCUUUGGUCCCUUCCCCCAAAGACACCUCAGAGCUCCCAUCCCUUCUGCAGAUCCUUUCCCACCCAGCAGCUGAGAGCUGAGCAGGGCCUUUGAUCAGAUCGCCCCUAAACAUGGUUGGUGCAGGGAGAGUGCUGAGCUAACUAGCCCAUGGUCACGUCGCGCACCUGGAGCCACGGCAUUGUGCCUUAGCCAAGGUCAUUCUCUUGCCUCCUCUGAUUCUUUUCAAGGCCUGGGUUUCAGACACUUUGUUAUUCGUAAUGGACCAUGAAAUGACAAGACUCUGUGGUA
Jaculus jaculus (lesser Egyptian jerboa) is the source of this 2646-nucleotide messenger RNA. RefSeq names its product Indian hedgehog signaling molecule (gene Ihh). Bases 231 to 1469 code for a protein of 412 amino acids. The record is from RefSeq and is a predicted model, not a curated record. NCBI's taxonomy places the organism in Eukaryota, Metazoa, Chordata, Mammalia, Rodentia, Dipodidae. Gene Ontology annotation, biological process: cell-cell signaling; smoothened signaling pathway; multicellular organism development. Gene Ontology annotation, molecular function: calcium ion binding; patched binding. The transcript is spliced from 3 exons.